Molecule: messenger RNA, 2247 nt
Organism: Sclerotinia trifoliorum
Lineage: Eukaryota; Fungi; Ascomycota; Leotiomycetes; Helotiales; Sclerotiniaceae
Source: the annotation of a GenBank genome assembly
UUAUCGGCUCCCGUGUGCGUAAUUUUAUCCUUGUAGAUUUUAGCUUGGCAUCUGAUCCUAGCUUUUAUCAAAAUAAAAAUUCCCUCGCAGUUGAUAUUUUUAUAUUUUUAUCUUCCGCAUUGCACUUCUUCAUCACUCCACGAGUCCUCCUAAAAGCCCUCACCUCCCCAAUUUCAGGAGUUUUAGGAGUAUGGCGUUAGCGACAAGAAUGAUGAGGCUACCAACCUCAGCUGUUGGUAUUCGCACUGUCGCUCAACGAUCAUAUGCGACAUCAAAUCGCGCCCUUUUCUCGCAUGCGCGACCCAACGCCCGAGUCAACGCUGACAAGAGCAAAAUCUCUCAAAUUGCUCAACGGACCUACGCAGAUGUUGCUCCUGUCAAUGUCAAGAAGCCCAAGCGAUUUCGAUUCUUGACAUACACUUGGCGUCUUACAUAUUUGUCUUUGAUCGGAGGAGCCGCUUAUCUUGGUUAUGAGGUUUGGCAGCUUCGACAUCCAGAGGAGCAAUUUCAGCCAGACCCAACCAAGAAGAAUUUGGUCAUUCUUGGUACGCACAAUACGUGUCUCCACUUUCCAUAUGGAUAGCUGACAUCAAUGGGCUAGGUACUGGAUGGGGUGCUGUAUCUCUUUUGAAAAAGCUCGACACGGAAAACUACAAUGUUAUUGUUAUAUCUCCACGAAACUACUUCCUGUUUACCCCUCUUUUGCCAUCAUGUACAACUGGUACUGUCGAGCACAGAUCUAUCAUGGAGCCUAUUCGAAGCAUAACCAGACACAAGAAGGCUGCUGUUAAGUUUUACGAAGCCGAAGCCACAAAAAUCGACCCCGAGAAGAAAAUCAUCUCGAUUAACGACAAUUCUGAUGUUAAAGGUGCUUCCCAUACUACUGAAGUCUCAUAUGAUAUGUUGGUUGUAAGCGUUGGUGCGGAAAAUGCCACUUUUGGGAUUCCCGGUGUCAAAGAGCACUCGUGCUUCUUGAAAGAGAUUGGUGACGCACAAGCAAUCAGGAAGAGGAUCAUGGACUGUGUAGAGACUGCUACUUUCAAGGACCAAUCACCAGAGGAGGUUGAGCGUCUGCUGCACAUGGUUGUCGUUGGAGGCGGACCUACCGGUGUUGAAUUUGCUGGUGAGCUUCAAGAUUUCUUCGACCAAGAUAUCAAGAAGUGGGUUCCCGAAAUCAGCGACAAGUUUAAGGUUACUCUCAUCGAGGCUCUCCCAAAUGUUCUUCCUAUGUUCUCCAAGCAAUUGAUUGAAUACACAGAGUCAACCUUCAAGGAAGAAAAGAUUACUAUCAAGACCAAGACAGCCGUCAAGAAGGUCACCGAUAAGACAGUCGAAGCCGAGGCCACUGGGCCAGAUGGAAAGAAGUUCACUGAGGUCAUGCCUUACGGUCUCCUUGUAUGGGCCACCGGAAACGCGGUCCGCCCGGUUGUCAAGGAUCUCAUGGCACAAAUUCCUGCUCAAAAAGAUUCAAGGAGAGGUCUUGCCGUAAAUGAAUAUCUUGUUGUCCAAGGAACUAAGGACAUAUGGGCCACUGGAGAUUGCGCAGUCGCUGGAUAUGCACCAACAGCUCAAGUAGCAUCACAAGAAGGAACUUUCUUAGCUCGUUUAUUUAACACAAUGGCGAAGACCGAUACUAUCGAACAUGAAAUCCAGGAAUUAAGUUCUUCCCUGAACCUUGGCCCUGGAAACGCUGCCGAGAUUGCCAAAGAGAUCGAAGCACACGAGAAGCAAUUGAGGAGAAUCAAGGACAUCAAGCCAUUUCACUACACACAUCAAGGUUCCUUGGCAUACAUUGGUAGUGAAAGAGCCGUUGCUGAUGUCAGCUGGUUAAAUGGUAACUUUGCUACUGGUGGCAAUUUGACAUAUUUGUUCUGGAGAAGUGCAUACUUGAGCAUGUGCUUUAGCAGUAAGUUUUCCCGCCACUUACUUCCCAUCUAUUCUUACUAACAUAAAUCUCAGCACGCAACCGUGUUUUGGUGGUCCUCGACUGGCUUAAAUCUAAGACUUUCGGUCGUGACGUUUCCAGAGAAUAGAUGAUGAGAGAAGGGACAAAAAGAAAAUGGGCGGUUGGUCGGGAUAGACGGGAAUCGGGAGCGCAUGUAACAAAUAACGAGUUUUCGGGAUAGACUGGUUUGGUUUCUUCUUGAACUUUGCAAUGGUGUUUUUUAUAGAAUCUCCGGCUCAUUCAGGGAGUUGGAUGGAGCGGCAAUAGUAUAUGAUGAGAAUCGAAUGAACAUGAUCAUUUUU